AACCCCCAAAUUCCAAUUCUAGAAACCCUAAUUUCGUAAAUCUCAGAAUUCAUCUAUCUGGUUGGCCAAUUCAAUGGCGGAUCAAGCUGAAACAGCCGCUGUCGGGGAUCUUCCGCCGGCACCGUCGCCGGCAAUAGCAUCAUGUGUACGGCGUAAGUUGGUGCAAUCUACACUGUUCCCAGUCACCAAAAAAGAGCAAAUUUUGAGAGAUGAUGAGUGUAAAGGAGAAGAAGAAGACGAUGGAAACGAGGAUGAUGAAGAAGAAGAGGACUGGGGUAGUAGCAGUAAGAAAAGGAAGGUAAAUUCAUCAAAGAAAAAGGCGAAUAAUAGUAAUUCGAGGACUACGCCGCGAUCUAGAGCUUCCAAGAAGGUAGUGCUAAACGGAAAAGAAAUCUCAAGUAAGAAAGUAGAUGAUGGAGAUUCUCCUGUUACCAUUAAGUCUGACUUCUUUAUGAAGAGCUCAGAGAAAGUGAACCAGAAGAAACAGCAAGACGAGCGGCUCUCUGAUUUUUCAUGUCAAGAAAAUGAUAAACCCUCAAAUUCUCCUAAUAAAGAUGAGAGAACUCCUUCAAAACUUACAAGGCAGAAUGGCUUCAUCGUGGAGAAACCAAAGACAAAAAAAACUACACCAAAGAAAAAAUUGGCGAACAGUGACUUGAAUGAGACAUUGUCUAAGAAAACAUCUUCUGAUACUAUGUUAGAUGGGCCUACACUGCAAUCCAUUCCCAAUCUUAGAUUAGAGGCAAAAAUGACCACUCAGGAAAAUUCACGUUUAUUUGCAGGAAAGCAAAUACAUCCAUUUUUCUCAUUACAUAAGGCAAGUAAAAGAAACCAGGAGAUAAUUGAUCUGGAGGAUCCGUGUUGUUCUUCUGAAAGAAAGGACGCCAACCUUAGUUUCAACCCUAUUCAUGUAUUUGACAUGGUUGAGGAUGGUUCCCACUGCCUUGAUUGGAGGAAUUGGUCGUUUUCUGAGGGAAAUCUCAGCAGCAUCAAUUCUCAUCUGGAAGAUAACUUGUUAUCACUUUAUGAUCAACGUGUAAACUCCUUACAGUUUGAUGACUUCUCAAGACAUUCUUUCCCAAGCAGUGGAUUGACAUGCCAAAACAACAUUUCUCUGGAUAAAUGCCCUAUUACACUCGAUGAGGAGGGUGAAGUUGGCAGAACUAAUUGUGUCCAAGCAUCUUCUAGUUGUGUAACAUUCGGGGCUGAGUGGCAGGGCAAGUUUGUUCAGCAAGGUUCUUCCAAUCGGCCAGAGAAUUGCUUAUGGACAGACAAAUAUCAGCCUAGAAGGGCUGCACAGAUAUGUGGCAAUGAUGAAGCAGUUAAGUUUAUUAGUCAGUGGCUAUAUCUAUGGCAUGAGAAAGGUUCUCAAAGUGGCAAAAGUUCCUUCCAUGAUGAGCAAACAGUUGGCGAAGACAUUGAUUACUCCUCUCAUCAAAGUGACACUGAUUCUGAGAAUAUAGAUGAAGAAACCUCUUUGAAGAAUGUCCUCCUAGUUACGGGGCCAGUUGGGAGUGGGAAAUCUGCUGCCAUCUAUGCCUGUGCGGAAGAGCAAGGUUUUCAAGUUCUUGAGGUCAAUGCAUCAGAUUGGCGUAGUGGAGCCCUUGUGAAGCACAGAUUUGGGGAGGCUCUAGGGUCACACUGGCUUCAACAUAAAGUGGAUAAUACAGCUAGUUCGGACAAAAAAUAUCUAUCAAAGUCUUCCCCGGAAAUUAUUGAGGUGACAAAAGGGUCUGAGGAUGAAGUUGUAGAACUGAUACCGCUAUCUGAUGAAGAUGAUCCUCAACUAAUUUGCAAUGGGAAUAGCAUUCUUGACUGUCAAAAUGAAAUUAAGACUUUGAUUCUUUUUGAGGAUGUGGAUGCUACUCUCAGUGAAGAUCAUGGUUUUUUAUCCACAAUACAGCAACUUGCACAGACUGCAAAGCGCCCAAUGAUUUUGACUGCAAACAAUUACAAUCCUAUCCUGCCAAACAAUUUAGACAGGUUGGAGGUGUCUUUUAAAAUGCCUUCACCAGCGGAGCUCCUUGGGCUUGGACACAUGGUUUGUGCAGCAGAAAAAGCUGAAAUUGAACCUUGGUUGAUCAAUCGUUUAAUUGAUUCUUGUCAAGGCGAUAUUCGUAAAACCAUUAUGUAUCUUCAGUUUUGGUGCCAGGGUCAGAAUUCAAAGAAAGGUACUGGAUCACAGAUAACAUAUAGUCCACUUCCAUUUGACCUUGAAGCUGGGCAUGAGGUACUACCGAAAUUAAUUCCUUGGGGCUGCCCUUCUCGGCUAUCUGAAAUUGUGGAGGAGGAGAUUACCAAGUCGCUAGUGAUGAUGGAAGAUAGGUAUGGCUUAGUGGACAUAAUUGUAGAAGAAGAGCUGAACUGUGGGAAACCACAUGCUAGUUCAAGGAUUCAAAGUCAUAAACUGGACCACAUUGAGGUCAAGAAAGAAGCAAUAUUGAGCUUGCACUCUUCCAUUUAUGAUGAAGAUGAUUUAUUAGCUCAGCCUGAUUGCAAUUUGGAACUUUCCGAUUUCUCUGGAUCACCAGUUGCAUUUUCCGGAAGCGUUAGGAGAAAACUUGGUGCUGUCAUAUCAUCUGAUUCGGAAGAGGAAUAUUUAGGUGAUAAUACUCCCACUCUUCUUGGCAGAGAAUUUGGUGAUCAAAAGAAUGAAAUUCAAGUUAGGAGAAAACUUGGUGCUGUUAUGUCAUCUGAUUCUGAAGAGGAAUAUUUAGGUGAUAAUAUUCCCACUCUUCUUGGCAGAGAAUUUGGUGAUCAAAAGAAUGAAAUGCAAGUUGUGAAUAGCACAUCUUCUCCACACUUAUUUCCUAUUGGAAGUUGCUGCCAUCCAACUGAUCAACUUACUCAUGUUGAAGAAGACAAAUUGAAGCAUAGUGGUUCGACAUGCUUAGAAAAUGUUGUUUAUUCGCAUAUGGAUGGGGUGUGCAGGUCAGUUGACAUGUCCAGUGUGCCAGAACCAUCAUUUGUCCCUGAGACUGAGUUUGGUGAUCAAACAGACCUAUUUUCUGUAGCAGUAUCUUGCAGCCUCAUGGAAGUAGAUUCGAUGAGUGAAAAUUUAUUACCAAGGCUCUCUUCCAUUAAAGAUGGAAAGUGCUGUACUCCACCAUAUGAGAACCAGGAAAUGCUGAGCAAUGAUAGUGAUAUGCAUAGGAAAACAUUGAAGACAGAGGAGAUAGGUGAUUCUAACCUUGAACAUGUAGAAGAUGGCAUAAGAGGACAUCAAAUGUUGGAUGAAUGUAGCCGCGUUGAGUUCAGUGGAGCUCCUAAGACCUUCAAGACACUAAAGCCUCAUCAACAGGUUGAUUUUGUAGAAGAAACAUGGAGAAGACUGCGUGAGCGUAAAACAGAUUUACAGCAGUAUGUUACCCCUCAACAGAAAGAAGCUUUUCAAGCUCUAAAAGUUGCUUCCGGAAUGAGUAAACUAAUUUCUGAAGCUGAUUCAUUAGUUACUUUGUGCCAAUCACAGAUAUGUGACUCCUUGGAGCCAUCACUCUCGCCAUGUGAGGAGUCGCAAUUAGGUAGCUGGUAUGAUGACCAUCUGCAUAUGUCAUCAAUUAUGGCUCAACAUGGCAUAUGCUUCUAUGCUAAGGAAAGUCUUGCAGUGGGAUCAAAUCGUGACUCAGUGGAUAGAGUGGAUUUGGCUUGGGAGAUGUUGUCAUCCUCUACCAAUGCAAUGGCAUUAGGGAGACUACUCAGUGUGGACAGGAAAUUGACAGGAGGGACAGAAGAAAGGUCGGAGAUGAGUCGCUGUUCCUUUAGAAGGAAAAUAGACUCGUGUCUUUACAAUGUACUUGAGUCUGUAGUUCCCCCAAGGACGCAUCUAGCCCUGCAUGGUGAUGCCUUUCAUGAAUAUCUCUCGUCAUUGAGCAAGGUCUCGAGAUUGGAAGCUGGCCGUCUGGCUGAACUUGCUUCUAAGAGAGAACAAAGAAGGGCACGUAUUGCACGGCAUUACUUGAGUUCUGGCACAUUUGUAUUAUGCCCUGAAGAUAUUUCAUUGCUAAGUCAAUAUAACAGCUACAGAAAGUUUCUCCCCAACAGGGAUAUACAUGGUUCAGAUAAAGCUCUCUCUUGACAAUUACCUUGCUGACAUUGAUAUUUUUCUCUCGAACCUUCAAGUAGCCAUGGCUCAGCACAGCUGUUGAAAAUAUUUAACAAUUGGAGAGCAGUGUUCCAUUACAAAUGGAAAGGAAGGAUGAAAGAAAUCUGCCAUCAUAUGGUUGUUAUUAAUCUUCUGAUUUUUUGUAGGGAAAGUCAAAAACUGUUUAAAAUAGCCAUAGGGUACUAAUUUCGUAGGAACAAGGGCCAAGUAUCCUUGUUGUACAUCUUUAUAGAUUUAGAUCCUAAUUUUAAAAGAAGAUAUAGUGGAAGUCAUUACUUACAGAUAUCUAAUAGUCAUCUCUUAUCCCAAAUUUCACGUUCCUGAUUGUGGCCCUGGAUGUAAAUGAUGUGUUCUGCUCUCUCUCUAUUGUUUUAAUAGGAUCAUUCCUGCUGAUACCAUGCUGAAUUCAUUUU
This is a messenger RNA of Coffea eugenioides, 4515 nucleotides long. RefSeq lists its product as uncharacterized. Gene Ontology annotation, molecular function: ATP hydrolysis activity; chromatin binding; ATP binding. The record is from RefSeq and is a predicted model, not a curated record. Gene Ontology annotation, biological process: mitotic DNA replication checkpoint signaling; DNA repair; DNA damage checkpoint signaling. Lineage: Eukaryota; Viridiplantae; Streptophyta; Magnoliopsida; Gentianales; Rubiaceae. Bases 74 to 4075 code for a protein of 1333 amino acids. The transcript has 18 exons.